Messenger RNA from Passer montanus (Eurasian tree sparrow), 1072 nucleotides. RefSeq names its product prostate androgen-regulated mucin-like protein 1 (gene PARM1). The record is from RefSeq and is a predicted model, not a curated record. NCBI's taxonomy places the organism in Eukaryota, Metazoa, Chordata, Aves, Passeriformes, Passeridae. Gene Ontology annotation, cellular component: late endosome; Golgi apparatus; early endosome. Bases 42 to 893 code for a protein of 283 amino acids. The transcript is spliced from 4 exons.
CUCUCGUCCCUCCCGCCGCGGCCGCCAGCGCCGCCGGCACCAUGGGCUGCUGCUGCCGCCGCCUGCUCUUCCUCGCCCUCCUCCUCCUCCCGGCAGGACUGGGCCAUGGCUCCCCAGAGUCACCCCUCAUCCCCAUCCGCCCCCCCUUGCUCUGGGGGGGUGUCCCAGCGAAGCCGGACCCCAGGGAUGUCCCCACGCCGGCUCCAGGCCAGCCCGAGCUGCCCUCCUCCGGAGACAGGACACCCUCCAGGCCCCUGCAGGGGGACGGCCACAACGCCAGCAGCCCGGCGGCAGCAGUGUCCCCUGGCCCUGUCCCCGUGAGCCCCACAGCAGAGGGUCCCUGGAUGUCGCCCGCCCCGGCUCCCCGGACAGCGCACGCCGCCAGCCCGGCAGGAAGCACCACGGGUGAGGGGGCAGCCGCCAGCCCCUCAGCCCCGGCUGUGCCAUCGCCGCCCUCCUCCCGUGCCAGCAGCCACAGCAGCCAGCCCACCUGGGCCCCCGGCACGGGCCUGGCCCCCACGCCCGGCCUCGUCAGCCCGGCCGCCACCCGGCCGCCGCUGCUGCCCAAGGAUGUCCCCUCCCUGGGGACACCGGCCGUGGCAUCCAGCCUGGCCGUGGAGCCGACGUCCCCCCCAGUGACUGUGCCGAGCCCCACGGAGGCCGAGGCCACGGCCUCGCAGGAAAGCACGGGGGUGACCGUGGAGGAGGUGCCGCGCGCCCUGAGCGCAGGGAGCAUCGUGGCCAUAACCGUGACGGUCAUCGUGGUGGUGGUGCUGGUGUUCGGGGCAGCCGCCUACCUCAAGAUCAGGCACUCCUCCUACGGAAGGCUUUUGGACGACCACGACUACGGCUCCUGGGGCAACUACAACAACCCUCUCUACGAUGAUUCCUAGCAGGGAUGGAGCCAAAAACCCCAAAAACCCUUAAUUUAUAAGCGCUUCUGCAGCAGAGCAUCCGCUGUCGAGGAGAUGCCGGGCACGGAGCCCCUGCCUCAGGCAGGAUUCCCACGGGUCUGGUGGAUGGCAGGAACUGGAGGGCAGCGCUGACAAUAAACUUGAAUUUUGGCCUUUGA